This is a messenger RNA of Protopolystoma xenopodis, 786 nucleotides long. Lineage: Eukaryota; Metazoa; Platyhelminthes; Monogenea; Polystomatidea; Polystomatidae. The record is from the annotation of a GenBank genome assembly.
AUGCAGAAGAGUCCGCCGCUCUGGGAAGCCUUGGUCGAUGAAAUGGGCAUCGGGCUCCAGGACGCCGGUUGGCCCGUCGGAGGUUCCAAGGACAGAAGAGCCCUACCCAGUCGACAACCAGACGGACAAGUCGUAGCAGACGGCCUUCUCCAAGUCCUGGUGACGCAGCAAAAGAGCCUCCAGCUCGGACUGGCGCGUAAGCGGGAUGCAAAUAGUGCAGCAAUUGCUGCUGCUGCUGCAUCCAUCUAUUUAUUCAUCCGUCAACCAGUCGGCGGCUCCAAGGACAGAAGAGCCCCACCCAGUCGAAAACCAGACGGACGGGUAAUAGUACACGGCCUCCGCCGAGUCCUGGUGAUGCGGCAGAAGAUCCUCAAGCUCGGACUGGUCCUCGGUGUUUUCUACACCCUCCUCUCCCUUCAUCGCCAACUGGUACAUGGCCACCCAAGGCGCGUAAGCGGGAUGCGAUCAGUGCAGCAAUUGCUGCUGCUGCUGCAUCCAUUCAUCCAUCAACAAGUCGGACCAGGCAUGGCAGACGGACGGUCUCCUUUCCGCCUGGGAGCUCUGCUUGUCCACCAGCUCCAGACUCUCAAUAAAGACAAGUCCGCCUCUCUGGGAAGCCUCAUCCGGAGAAAUGGUCCCCGGGCUCCAGAACGAAGGUGGGCACGUCUGUGGCUCCAAGGACAAAAGGGCCUCACUCAGUCGACAACCAGACGGACGGGUAGUAGCAGACGGCCUUUUCCGAGUCCUGGUGACGCAGCAGAAGAGCGUACAGCUCGGACUGGUUAG